This is a messenger RNA of Penicillium angulare, 489 nucleotides long. RefSeq lists its product as uncharacterized. Lineage: Eukaryota; Fungi; Ascomycota; Eurotiomycetes; Eurotiales; Aspergillaceae. The record is from RefSeq and is a predicted model, not a curated record. Bases 1 to 489 code for a protein of 162 amino acids. The transcript is spliced from 2 exons.
AUGUCCUCUACGGAUCCCAAUGUGCAACGGGAUCAGGCAAUGUUGGAAACAAAACCACUUGGGGAAAUGGAUGAUUCGCAGGGCGAUGAGCAGACCUUCGUAUCACGUUGCAUCGAGGCACAAUCAUUCGCUGAAUAUCUGACCGAAACUGAUACCGAUGCUGAGAACACCUCGCUUCCGCAUACGAGGCGCUGGACCAAUUUCCUCCUGCAUCUCUACGAGACUCUAAUUCAUCGAGAAGACCCUUCUACAAAGAGUCGCGAAGGACGCCGCCUUCUUGCCAGGAGUUGGAGCCAAAAAAGCAGCCGCCAGUCAUGGAAACCAGUGGAACCACCUCAGCUUGAAACGGAACUGUACGAGCGAGGAGAGGGUGCCUUCUGCGUAGGAGCUGUGGGUGCCGGUCGAGGUCCCGGUCAUACAUUAGAUUCAGGACCGAGCCCUUUGUGGAUGGGCCUGCUGAGGACGCGUGAGAUGGAGCUAGAAAGAUAA